UCCAUGGGCGCCGCGCUCGCCUGCAGCCUCCGCCGGCGCGGGUCGCGCGCGAUGCCGCUAUGCCCCUGAUCUGGCUCCUGCUGCUCAGCCUGCUGGAGCCCGGCUGGCCCGCGGCGGGCACCGGAGCGCGGCUGCGGCGCGAUUCGAGUGGCCGCGGCGGCGUCUAUGAACACCUCGGCGGGGCGCCCCGGCGCCGCAAGCUCUACUGCGCCACCAAGUACCACCUGCAGCUGCACCCGAGUGGCCGCGUCAACGGCAGCCUGGAGGACAGCGCCUACAGUAUUCUGGAGAUAACAGCCGUGGAGGUGGGCAUUGUGGCCAUCAAGGGGCUCUUCUCCGGGCGGUAUCUGGCCAUGAACAAGAGGGGACGCCUCUACGCCUCGGAGAGCUACAAUGCCGAGUGUGAGUUUGUGGAACGGAUCCACGAGCUGGGCUACAACACCUACGCUUCCCGGCUGUACCGCACAGUGCCCAGCGGGCCUGGCGCCCGGCGCCAGCCCAGCACAGCCGAGAGACUGUGGUACGUGUCUGUGAACGGUAAGGGGCGGCCUCGCCGUGGCUUCAAGACACGCCGCACCCAGAAGUCCUCUCUGUUCCUGCCGCGCGUGCUGGACCACAAGGACCACGAGAUGGUGCGGCACCUGCAGGGUGGCGCUGGGCUCCGGGGCAGCCCGGCCCGGCCGCUGGUCAGAGGCCCGCAGCCUCGACGGAGGCGGCGGCCACGGAGGCAGCAGGGCCAGGGAGCCCAUGCUUAG
Messenger RNA from Orycteropus afer afer, 755 nucleotides. RefSeq names its product fibroblast growth factor 3 (gene FGF3). The record is from RefSeq and is a predicted model, not a curated record. NCBI's taxonomy places the organism in Eukaryota, Metazoa, Chordata, Mammalia, Tubulidentata, Orycteropodidae. Gene Ontology annotation, molecular function: growth factor activity; fibroblast growth factor receptor binding. Gene Ontology annotation, cellular component: cytoplasm. Gene Ontology annotation, biological process: positive regulation of gene expression; regulation of cell migration; fibroblast growth factor receptor signaling pathway.